Salvelinus fontinalis (brook trout) is the source of this 1795-nucleotide messenger RNA. RefSeq names its product adapter SH3BGRL-like. Gene Ontology annotation, cellular component: cytoplasm. Lineage: Eukaryota; Metazoa; Chordata; Actinopteri; Salmoniformes; Salmonidae. The transcript has 13 exons. The coding region runs from base 142 to 801 and encodes 219 amino acids. The record is from RefSeq and is a predicted model, not a curated record.
CCAAUCCUGCGGUGAUGGAGAGUUUGGGGACAAAAAUAGCCUCAGUGGUGUGGCGUGGGUGCGCUCUACUAUUAGAGGAGGCAGCCUUUAUCUUUACUAACCUACGUUAGUACUUCAUUCUACAGAACACAUUGUAACAAAAUGGUUAUAAAAGUAUUUCUAGCUUCUUCAUCAGGAUCGACAGCGAUCAAAAAGAAGCAACAGGAUGUGCUUGGGUUCCUGGAGGCCCUGAAAGUGGACUACGCUCCAUUGGACAUUGCCUGCAAUGAGGACAACCGCAUGUGGAUGAGGGAAAAUGUCCCUGUGGAGAAAAAGCCCACCAACGGGAUCCCCCUACCCCCUCAGAUCUUCAACGAAGAGAGCUACUGUGGGGACUACGAGACAUUCUUUGACGCCAAAGAAGACAAUGCGGUGUAUGCCUUCCUGGGUCUGCCACCUCCUCCAGGUUCCAAGGAAGCGAAAGAGGCAUUUAUCCUUGAAAAUGGGCCUGUUGAGAAUGGAACCGUUUUAAACGGAACUGAUGAUGCUGAGGAUGAAGAGAACCUUGAAGCUGAGGAGGAGAACCUUGAUGAUGAUGACACACUAAAGGCCCCCGUGAAGGAGGAAGAAGCCCAGGAAGAAGUAGAUGAUGAAGAGGCUAAGGGAGAAGACGAUCAGCCGGUUUCUGAGGUCUCCUAUGGAGGGAUUUCUGAGGAAGAAGAGCUGCGACAGCUUGAGGAAGAAGAAGAGGCCCCAGAGGUAACAGAGGAGGAAGAAGAAGAAGUGACAGAGGAAUCAGAGCAGGAAGAAGAGGAUGAGUAGUUACAGCCAAGAAAGGUUUAGGAUGUGAUUUACUACUGCCCAGCCUAGAGAGACCCCUUUUUCCGGCCCUUCCUGACCCCUCUGAUCCCUCAGACCGUCCACCACCGGACUACUCACAUUGCCCCCAACUGCUCAUUGGGAACGCACAUGUCCCUCUGCUGGAACCUGCUGGCUGAAACCUGCCAAUUACACACUGUCGGCCCACCCAUACUCCAGAGAUAACCCCAUGUUUUACCAGAUGUUUAUAUUGCAUUCAGUGUGUAGCUCAAUUAAAUAGUGUUAUCAGUUUGUAGUUUUUAGCAGCUUUUCUAAUUGUACAUACACAGUCAUAUGUUAAGCAUUUAAAUAUUUCAGACAUACUUCUCAUGUUUCAAAUUGAAAAGGGUAGUUUUAUACCACAGUUUGUAUAGGAUGAUGAGCAUCUUACCACCAACACCUUAGCAGUCAAUGACCGACAGCUUUAACCCUGUGAGUAUCUGAGUGAAGAUCACUCUACUGUGAACUGCAACCAGUGAAUGGACUCUCGGACUGAAACUGAUCUAUCAAUGCAGUUCCUCUCACUCGAUGCCGGCAAAGAUGUUAGAUCUAUAUGUGUGAAUGCAACCCAGUGACUCUCAAUGCCUCAGUCCAACAUGAGAAAGACCCUCAUGUAGGGUUUCCACUAGCUUCCAUAGCCACAAAGUCAGAUUCCACAGCCACAAAGUCAAAUAAGGUUAGGGUUAAGGAUAGGGUUAGCCGUGUGAUUAGGGUUAGGUUUAAAAUAAAAUGUUAAGAAAUUGUAGAAAUGGGCGGGGUUUAGCCAUAAUGUGGCUAUGGAAACUAGUGACGACCCUCAUGCAGCGUGCCUUAUGACAGCUACUGGACACCAUUCACUGAACAUUACUGUUUGCUGAUUUACUCUGCAGUUUGUUGAAUGUAAAAGGAAGUGGAUGACUAAGAGAUCCUCCCUAGAUGUAAGAGAAGUGAAAUGCCAAUAAAGUUACAUGGCCUAUUA